CUCUGAAUGCGCGUCCCCGUCAGACUGAGACCAGCAGCUCCUCAUCAGUCUGCGCUGGAUCAGAACCUCCGCUCCGGAUCCCGGAGCUGCAGGUCCGGUUCUCUGUCUGCAGCGGGACGAUGCUUCCCUCCUGCUGCCGGGAAGCAGCUCUCUCCUCCGGCUUCCUCCGCCCCGUGGAGCCCAGGCUGCUCCUCUCCUCUGCGCGCUGAACUUGGAGCAUCUGCGGGGAUUAAACUGUUGUUUGUGUCCGGCUCUCCUGGUUCUGAUCUCCUCCCUGAGGAAACCAGCCUCCUCCCUUAUUGGGUGGAGAAUUUUCCAGCCUGCAGGAUUUUUUUUCUUCCUCCCUGUGGCUCCUGGAGGAGCAGAGCUUCUCCAGCUCCUGCUCUGUGAUGGAGAUGCUGUGAGGACGGAGCACCGCUGGGGGAGAGGAUGGGAGGAUAAUCCUGCAGUGGGAUUAUAUUUCCAGGCUCAGGCAUGGAGGCUGAGCUUGGAUGAGGGUCUGGAAGCAGCAGGAACUUUCCAGGCGAUCAGGGAGAUUGAUCCACAUCUGCCUCCAGAAUCCAUCCUGGAAAAGAGGAAGGCUGAUCCACAGGUGAAGAGCAGAAUUACUCCCAAUCAGAACCAGGAGUUCAUGAAACCCAAAGGAGAAAAGCUGCUGACGUCCAGGAGGAUGAGUCUUUAGACCCGGAUCCAAGCAGAGCCAGAAAUCAUCCAGAUCAGUUCUGGUUCUGAAAUGAUCCACUUCAUCCUCCAGUGUUCUGCUCUGAAAUUGUCUUUAAUUUAAAUCAAAAUAUCAUCAUCAUAGAGUAAAAACAUGAUGGAGAAUCAGAGGAAACGUGCUUCCUGAACACAGAAUGACCCGGUUCCUGCUGUGCUGACAGAACCAGAACCAGACCUUCAUCAUAUUCAGAACCACCAGAAACAGGAGGAGGACGCCACGUCCCAUCCCAUGAGGGAGCAUGACGGACCGGACCGCCCCGGGCUGCCGCCUCAGACUGGACUGGGUCUACGGGUACCGGGGCCACCAGUGCCGGAACAACCUGUUCUACACAGCAGGGAAGGAGGUGGUGUACUUUGUGGCUGGGGUGGGGGUGGUCUACAACACCAGGGAGCACAGCCAGAGGUUCUACCUGGGCCACAACGAUGACAUCAUCAGCCUGGCGCUGCACCCAGAGCGCUCCCUGGUGGCGACGGGUCAGGUGGGGAAGGAUCCCUAUGUGUGUGUGUGGGACUCCUUCACCGUGCAAACCGUCUCCCUUCUGCGGGACGGACACACACACGGCAUCGCCUGCCUCGCCUUUAGCGCCGACGGACAGAGGUUGGCUUCGGUCGGUUUGGACGCAAAGAACACGGUUUGUAUCUGGGAGUGGAAGAAAGGGAAGAUCCUGGCCACGGCCACCGGACACUCAGACCGGAUCUUUGACAUCUGCUGGGACCCGUUUCAGCAGAACCGGCUGGUGAGCUGCGGAGUCAAACACAUCAAGUUCUGGUCCCUCUGUGGAAACGCCCUCAGUCCAAAGAGGGGGAUCUUUGGGAAGACGGGCGACUUGCAGACCAUCCUGUGCGUGGCGUCGGCUAAAGAUGACCUCACGUACUCCGGCACGCUCAACGGAGACGUUUACGUGUGGAAAGGACUGGGCCUGAUGCGAACGGUUCAGGCGGCGCAUGGGGCGGGGAUCUUCAGCAUGUUCUCCUGUGAGGAAGGUUUCGCCACGGGAGGAAGAGACGGCUGCGUCCGUCUUUGGGACGUCGACUUCAAACCGAUCACUAAAAUCGACCUGCGGGAGGCGGAGCAGGGAUACAAAGGUCUGUCGAUCCGAAGCGUCUGCUGGCGCGCCGACAGGAUCCUGGCAGGAACUCAGGACAGUGAGAUCUUUGAGGUGAUGGUGCGAGAGCGCGACAAGCCGCUGCUCAUCAUGCAGGGUCACAGUGAGGGAGAACUCUGGGCGCUGGAUGUUCAUCCCAAAAAGCCUCUGGCUGUGACCGGCAGCGACGACCGCUCCGUCAGAUUGUGGAGUCUGGUCGACCAUGCCCUCAUCGCCCGCUGCAACAUGGAGGAGGCGGUCCGCAGCGUGGCGUUCAGCCUGGACGGAUCCCAGCUGGCUCUGGGUAUGAAGGACGGAUCCUUCACCGUCCUGAGAGUCAGAGACAUGACGGAGGUCGUCCAUAUCAAGGACAGGAAGGAGGUGAUCCAUGAGAUGAAGUUCUCUCCAGAUGGAUCGUAUCUUGCUGUCGGCUCCAAUGAUGGACUGGUGGAUAUCUACGCAGUCGCUCAGAGAUACAAGAAGGUGGGAGAAUGCAGUAAGUCCAGCAGCUUCAUCACACACCUGGACUGGUCUGUGGACGGUAAAAUCCUGCAGAGCAACGACGGAGCAGGAAAGCGCCUCUUCUACUGGAUGCCCAUGGGGAAACCGAUCAUUAACAAAGAGGAGGUGAAAGGUCAGCGCUGGGCCUCGUGGAGCAGCGUCCUGGGGUCUGAGGUCAGCGGAAUUUGGCCAAAAUACUCAGACUCCAUCACGAUUAACGCCGUGGACGCCAACCUGAGCGCUGCUGUGCUAGUCACAGGAGAUGACCUCGGUCUGGUGAAACUCUACCGCUUUCCAUGCCUCCGGAAAGGAGCCAAAUUCAAGAAGUACAUCGGUCACUCGGCCCACGUCACCAACGUCCGCUGGUCCAACGAUCUGCAGUGUGUCCUCACCACAGGAGGAGCCGACCACGCCCUCUUCCAGUGGAGGUUUCUACCUGAGGAGGUGAUGAAUGGAGGCCUGGAUCUAAAUAUACAAGAGGGUCAUGGAGACUCCAAUAGUGAGGAGUCAGACAGUGAUGUCUCUGACGUCCCGGAGCUGGACUCUGACAUCGAGCAGGAGACACAGAUCAACUACGAGCGACAGGUCUAUAAGGAGGACCUGCUUCAGCUGCGGCAGCAGAGCAGAGAGAAGAAGCAGCAGGUGGGAUCUCUGAAGAGGCAGAAAGGACCGGAUCAGGGCCUCCGGCUGCAGUUUGUUCACGGAUAUCGAGGUUACGACUGCAGGAACAACCUGUUCUACACCCAGAGCGGCGAGGUCGUCUACCAUGUGGCAGCGGUGGGUGUGGUUUACAACCGGCAGCUGCACAGCCAGCGUUUCUACCUGGGCCAUGAUGACGACAUCCUGAGCCUGAGCAUCCACCCGCUGAAGGACUACGCUGCAACAGGACAGGUGGGCAGAGACCCAGCCGUCCACGUUUGGGACGUCCAGACCCUGAAGUGUCUGUCGCUGCUUAGGGGUCACCAUCACAGAGGCGUGUGUGCGCUGGACUUCUCAGCUGAUGGAAAGAGUCUGGUUUCCGUCGGAGUGGAUGACGGACAUUCCAUCGUCGUUUGGGACUGGAAGCGAGGAGAGAAACUGGCUACGGCUCGGGGACAUAAGGAGAAGAUCUUUGUGGUGAAGUGUAACCCCAGUCUGAUGGACAAACUGGUCACUGUGGGAAUCAAACACAUCAAGUUCUGGCAACUUGCAGGCGGGGGCCUGACCUUCAGGCGUGGUGCGUUCAGGGGCAUGGGCCGUCCAGAGACCAUGAUGUCGGUGUGCUACGGACGCACCGAGGCGCUGGUGUUCUCUGGAGCCGCCACCGGAGACGUUUACAUCUGGAAGGAGCCGGUGCUGCUGAAGACGGUGAAAGCUCAUGACGGGCCGGUGUUCGCCAUGUUGUCCCUGGACAAGGGUUUUGUGACGGGAGGGAAGGAUGGAGUGGUGGAGCUGUGGGACGACAUGUUUGACCGCUGCCUGAAAACCUACGCCAUCAAGAGGACGGCUCUGUCCGCAGGGUCUAAAGGCCUUCUGCUGGAGGACAACCCGUCCAUCAGAGCCAUCAGUCUGGGUCACGGUCACAUCCUGGUGGGAACCAAAAACGGAGAAGUUCUGGAGAUAGACAAGACCGGACCCAUGACCCUGCUGGUGCAGGGUCACAUGGAAGGAGAGGUGUGGGGUCUGGCCGCCCAUCCUCUCCUUCCCGUCUGUGUCACCGUCAGCGACGAUAAAACCCUCUGUCUGUGGGAGACGUCAGCCAAUCACCGCAUGGUGGCCGUCCGGAAGCUGAAGAGAGGCGGCCGCUGCUGCUCCUUCUCUCCUGAUGGGAAAGCGUUGGCGGUGGGACUCAGCGACGGCGGCGUCCUGGUGGUGAACGCAGACACGCUGGAGGACCUGCUGAGCUUCCACCAUCGCAAAGACGCUAUUUCUGACAUCCGCUUCAGCCCAGAUCCAGGGAAAUACCUGGCGGUGGCGUCACAUGACAGCUUUGUUGACAUCUACAACACGUUGAGCACCAAGAGGUUGGGGAUCUGUAAAGGAGCGUCCAGUUACAUCACGCACAUGGACUGGGACGCCCGAGGUAAACUGCUGCAGGUCAACACCGGAGCAAAGGAGCAGCUUUUCUUCGAAGCCCCGAGAGGAAGAAGACAAACCAUCCAGAACUCUGAGCUGGAGCGGAUCGAGUGGUCCAGUUGGACCUCUGUACUGGGAUCCAGUUGUGAGGGAAUCUGGCCAACUCACAGUGACAUCACUGAGAUCAACGCAGCAUCGCUCACUAGAGACCGAACGCUGCUCGCCACCGGAGACGACUUUGGAUUCCUGAAACUGUUCAGCUACCCUGUCAGAGGUCAGUACGCCCGAUUUAAACGGUACGUGGGGCACAGUGCCCAGGUGACCAAUGUCCGCUGGGCGCAGGAUGACUCGGCCCUUCUGACGGUGGGUGGAGCCGAUACGGCUCUGAUGAUCUGGGCCCGGGAGCGAGGAGGCGGAGUCAACAGAGAGCUGGAUCCACCACCAGUGGCGGACAGCGAGGAGUCAGAGGAUGACAUCGAGGAGGAUGGAGGUUAUGACAGUGAUGUAGCCAGAGAGAAGACGGUGGAUUACGUCACUAAGAUGUACGCCGUCAGCAUCCGAGAGAUGAGAGGAACCAAACCUCACCAGCAGCAGAAGGAGCUGUCUCCUGAGGAAAGGGGAUCCAGGCCUCCUGUGAGUCGAGCAGCUCCACAGCCUGAGAAACUUCAGAGGAACAAUGUGUCCAAGAAAAAGAGAUCAGUGGAGGACCUGGUUUUGGAACACGUGUUUGGUUUCAGAGGCUUCGAUUGUCGUAAUAACUUGCACUACCUCAACGACGGCUCUGAUAUUGUCUAUCACACUGCUGCCACUGCCAUCGUCCACAGUCUGAGCAAUGGAACUCAGAGUUUCUACCUUGAACACACAGAUGACAUCCUCUGUCUGACCGUCAACCAGCAUCCAAAAUACAAAAACGUCAUCGCAACCGGCCAGAUGGGUGACUUCAGUGAAAUCCCAGGUACCAAUCCCUCUAUCCAUGUGUGGGACGCCAUGAGCAAACAGACUCUGUCUGUCCUCCGCUCCUCCCACGCCAAAGGAGUCGGCUACUUGAACUUCAGCGCCACGGGGAAGCUGCUGCUGUCUGUCGGUGUCGAACCUGAACACACCAUCACUGUGUGGCGCUGGCAGGAAGGAUCCAGGGUUUGCAGCAAAGCCGGACAUCCUGACCGGAUCUUUGUGGUGGAAUUCAGGCCCGACUCGGACACUCAGUUUGUUUCUGUGGGAAUCAAACAUGUGAAGUUCUGGACUCUGGCUGGAGGUGCUCUGAUGUACAAGAAAGGAGUGGUGGGGACGGUGAAGGACGGCAGGAUGCAGACCAUGCUCUCUGUGGCCUUUGGUGCCAACAACCUGACGUUUACCGGCGCCAUCAACGGGGACGUGUACGUGUGGCGAGAUCACUUCCUGCUGAGAGUGGUGGCGAAGGCUCACACGGGGCCGGUGUUCACCAUGUACACCACGCUGAGGGACGGGCUCAUCGUCACCGGUGGGAAGGAGCGGCCGACCAAAGAGGGCGGAGCGGUGAAGCUGUGGGAUCAGGAGAUGAAGCGCUGUCGGGCCUUCCAGCUGGAGACGGGUCAGCAGGUGGAGUGUGUCCGAUCCGUCUGCAGAGGAAAGGGAAAGAUCCUGGUGGGGACGAAGGAUGGGGAGAUCAUCGAGGUCGGGGAGAAGAACUCAGCGUGCAACCUGCUGCUGGACAGCCACGCCCGGGGAGGGAUCUGGGGUCUGGCUGCUCAUCCAAUCAGAGAGCUCUGCAUCACCGCCAGCGACGACGCCACCAUCAGGCUCUGGGACCUCAGUGACAAGAAACUCCUGAACAAAGUGUGCGUUGGCCAUGCCGCUCGCUGUGUGAGCUACAGCUCAGAUGGAGAGAUGCUGGCGGUCGGGAUGAAGAACGGAGAGUUCCUCAUCCUCCUCUCCAACUCCCUUAAGAUCUGGGCAAAGAAGCGAGACCGCAGCGCCAGCCUGCAGGACAUCCGCUUCAGCCCUGACCGCCGGUUGUUGGCUGUGGGGUCAGUGGAGAACACGGUGGACGUGUACGACAUGAGCGCCGGGCCGACCGUGAGCCGGCUGGUGUACUGCAGCGAUAUUCCUGCUUUUGUCCUGCAGCUGGACUUCUCUGCAGACAGCUGCUACAUUCAGGUGUCGACCGGAGCCUACAGACGGCUUGUGUUUGAGGUUCCUUCAGGAAAGCUCCUGAGUGAGCAGAGCACCAUCGACAGAAUCACCUGGGCGACGUGGACCAGCAUUCUGGGAGAGGAAGUUCUGGGAAUUUGGCCCCGGAAUGCCGACAAAGCUGACGUGAUCUGCGCCUGCGUGUCUCACGCCGGACUGAACGUUGUCAGCGGGGACGACUUCGGAUUGAUCAAACUCUUUGACUUCCCCUGCACAGAGAAGUUUGCCAAACACAAGCGCUACCUCGGCCACUCGCCUCAUGUGACCAACAUCCGGUUCUCCCAUGACGACAAAUAUGUGAUCAGCACAGGAGGAGACGACUGCAGCGUCUUUGUGUGGAAAUGUCUUUAAACAUCUGGAUCUGAAGCGCCUUAACAGAAGAAUCCGUCACUGGUUCUUCCUCCACGAACCGCCCAAGCGACGCUGCUCUGCUGAGGUUUCCAGGUGGUCAGGUGUCUUCCUCUGACUGCAGCGCCUCCUAGAGGUGGAGAAAUGUCUGCAUCUGUGGUGGGGAAAUCGUUGGAUCAUUGCAGCUUAUCUCUACCUGGACUCUGUCGAUCUGUUCUCUCUGGUCAUUAUAUGAUUUUAUAAUUAAAUUUAAUAUUAAUUAGCUUGUUGCUGCAACAUCAACCAUGUACAGUAGUAGCCAUUCAAAAUUUCCCACUUUCCUUGAUGGGUCCUUGGCUAAUCCUUGGCUAAUCUUUGGUUAGUUCUUGGCCAGUCCAUGGUUAGUCCUUGGUUAGUCUUUGGCUGGUCCUUGGCCAGUCCUUGGUUAGUCCUUGGUUAGUCUUUGUCUGGUCCUUAGCCAGUCCUUGGUUAGUCCUUGGUUAGUCUUUGGCUGGUCCUUGGCCAGUCCUUGGUUAGUCUUUGUCUGGUGCUUAGCCAGUCCUUAGUUAGUUCUUCGUUAGU
Molecule: messenger RNA, 7439 nt
Organism: Cyprinodon tularosa
Lineage: Eukaryota; Metazoa; Chordata; Actinopteri; Cyprinodontiformes; Cyprinodontidae
Product: echinoderm microtubule-associated protein-like 6
Exons: 45
Coding region: 960-6881 (1973 amino acids)
Molecular function (GO): microtubule binding
Source: RefSeq, a predicted model, not a curated record